UUUUCAUUAACGAAAUUACCCCCGCAUCACUCGUUUUCGUUCUCCCAUUACUUCUCUACUCCUUAAAAACGCCCACAUUGAACACACCCGACUCCCCCUGCGCAGUAAAAACCAUGGCCAAAUCGUCGGCGACCUCGACGCCGUCGUUUCCGCCGCUCAAGCCCGACGACUACUCCCACAGCCCGGUACACUACGCUGUCGUUCUGGCUGACCACACCACGCUCUCCCGAAUCGUCGCCACCCUUCCGCGACUCGGCGAUCCGACUCAGAUCCACACCGAGUCCGACUCCCUCUCUCAGGAACGGACCGCGGACCGGAUCUCAUCCGUGCUCGACCGCCGCGACGUUCCCUUCCGAGAAACCCCUCUCCACCUCGCAGUCCGGCUAAACGACGCAGCGUCCGCCAAAAUUCUAGCCUCCGCAGGCGCCGACGUGUCCCUCCAGAACUCCUCCGGCUGGAAUCCCCUGCAGGAAGCCUUAUGUCGCCGGAGCUCCGACGUUGCUUUAAUCCUUCUCCGGCUCCACCACCGCUCGGCUUGGGCGAAGUGGCGGCGCCGUCUUCCACGUGUCAUCGCCGUGCUCCGAAGAAUGCGAGAUUUUUACAUGGAGAUCUCUUUUCACUUCGAAAGCUCCGUCAUUCCCUUCGUCGGGAAGAUCGCUCCCUCCGACACUUACAAGAUCUGGAAGCGCGACGGCAACUUGCGGGCCGACACGUCGCUGGCCGGAUUUGACGGAUUGAAGAUCCAGCGCGCCGAUCAGAGCUUCCUCUUCCUCGGCGACGGCGAUCAAAGCCACGACGUUCCCCUGGGAUCGCUGCUCGUUUUGAACCGCGACGAUCGGAAAAUCUUCGACGCGUUCGAGAACGCCGGGUCGCCCAUGAGUGAGUCGGACAUCGCCGGAUUCUGCUCCCAGACGAGUGUGUAUCGCCCAGGCAUGGACGUCACCAAAGCGGAGCUAGUCGGGCGGACCAAUUGGAGGAGGCAGGAUAAGACGGAGAGCGUCGGAGAGUGGAAAGCUCGAGUGUACGAAAUUCACAAUGUCGUGUUCAGCUUCCGCUCGAGAAAAGUCGCCAAUGGCGACGCUGAUGUGGCAGGGAGCGAGCAGGUGCUUCCUCUGGAGCUCGACGAGGACGACGACGGGUUUUUGGUGGCGGAGAAUCCGAGCUUCGGAAUUCCCGACGGCAGGAGGCAUAGUAGCUUCGUGAGGGAGGAGAGGGAGUUCGUGGCAUUGGGGAGAAAAAGCGUCGACGUUUCGUCAAUUUCCGGGCCGCCGUCAAGGAGGUCCAAAACAGCUGCGAUUGCGGCGGCGCCAGUGCAGACAAAAGAGAAAGAGUUCGUGAGGAGCUUGAGGCCGUGCGUUUGGCUGACGGAGCAGUUCCCGUUAAAGACGGAGGAGCUGCUGCCGUUACUGGACAUCUUGGCGAACAAGGUGAAGGCCGUUAGGAGGAUGAGGGAGUUGCUCACCACCAAGUUCCCGCCAGGGACUUUUCCGGUUAAGGUGGCAAUACCGGUGGUCCCCACAGUGAGAGUCGUGAUAACGUUCACAAAGUUCGUUGAGCUCCCGCCAACUGAGCAAUUCUUCACUCCAAUGUCAAGCCCCAGACAGUUUAUUCAUGAAGGACGAGGCCAGCAAGAGGAGGAACACAAAUACAAGGCGCAAAAACCACCAUCCUUUUCGUCAUCGUCGUGGCUGAGGCGGAACAGCAGCCAGUCGGGGUCUUCCGCGAGCAAGCAAAACCACCAACACCAACACCGUGCUCCUCCGGCAGUGACGGCGGCUCAAGACUCUUCUGACCCUUUCGCCAUUCCUAGCGGUUAUACCUGGACGAGCAUCGAGGACAAGUCUCACAAAAUGAAGAAAUCCAAGUCCACGAGGAGAUCAUCCAAGUAAUUAGCUUGUGUAAUCUUUGACACCAUGAAAUUAAGGAAAUUGAUAGAUUGAUUGUACAUAUGUUACCCUAUCAGUUCUUCAGUUAUUUGUAGCAACGAUUUUCCGGCAAGUGGGUUUUGACUCUCAAAUGUUGUACUGAUUUAGUAAAAGUUGAUCCCCAAUUUUUUGUUUCUCA
Pyrus x bretschneideri (Chinese white pear) is the source of this 2064-nucleotide messenger RNA. Its product is annotated as ankyrin repeat domain-containing protein 13C. NCBI's taxonomy places the organism in Eukaryota, Viridiplantae, Streptophyta, Magnoliopsida, Rosales, Rosaceae. Gene Ontology annotation, cellular component: cytoplasm. Bases 114 to 1889 code for a protein of 591 amino acids. Gene Ontology annotation, molecular function: protein binding. The transcript is spliced from 2 exons. The record is from RefSeq and is a predicted model, not a curated record.